Messenger RNA from Penicillium cataractarum, 4260 nucleotides. RefSeq names its product ABC multidrug transporter atrF. The record is from RefSeq and is a predicted model, not a curated record. Bases 1 to 4260 code for a protein of 1419 amino acids. NCBI's taxonomy places the organism in Eukaryota, Fungi, Ascomycota, Eurotiomycetes, Eurotiales, Aspergillaceae. Gene Ontology annotation, biological process: transmembrane transport. The transcript has 2 exons. Gene Ontology annotation, cellular component: membrane. Gene Ontology annotation, molecular function: ABC-type transporter activity; ATP hydrolysis activity; ATP binding.
AUGGAGGGACACAAUCAACCCUCAUCGUCCCAUCAUGGGUCGAUCGAUAUCAAAUAUGAAACGGAGAGUGCUGCCACCGUCCUUGGCGAUGAGACUCCCCAAAAGAGCAGCCCCUCUCACAGUCAGCACAACGACUGGAGCUUGCUGAGGCAGGUUCAAGAGCAACAUGAGCGAGACCUGGCCUCCGGAUUCAAACCUCAGGAACUUGGUGUCACCUGGCAAGACCUGAGCGUCGAUGUCAUCAGCGCCGAGGCCGCUGUCAACGAAAACGUCUUGUCACAGUUCAACAUUCCCCAGCAUAUCAAAGAGUCACGCAACAAGGCUCCACUGCGCACCAUUCUGAACAAGAGCCAUGGCUGCGUCAAGCCUGGUGAGAUGCUCCUGGUUCUAGGCCGUCCUGGCUCCGGUUGCAGCACGCUUCUGAAGAUGCUUUCCAACCGCCGUGGAGGAUACAAGUCUGUCGAAGGUGACGUCCGUUUCGGCUCGAUGACCCCCGAUGAGGCCAACAACUAUCGAGGCCAAAUCGUCAUGAAUACCGAGGAGGAACUGUUCUUCCCCACCCUGACUGUCGGACAAACCAUGGACUUUGCGACUCGCCUCAAGGUUCCCUUCAGCCUUCCCAACGGCACCGACUCUCCCGAAGCCUACCAGACCGAAACCAAGAAGUUUUUGAUGGAAUCAAUGGGAAUCUCUCACACUGAAGACACUAAGGUCGGCAACGAGUAUGUUCGUGGUGUCUCUGGUGGUGAGCGCAAACGUGUCUCGAUCAUCGAAUGUCUCGCUACCCGUGGAUCCGUAUUUUGCUGGGAUAACAGUACCCGUGGUCUAGAUGCAAGCACUGCGCUGGAGUGGACAAAGGCCAUCCGUGCCAUGACUGAUACCCUGGGUCUGUCUACCAUCGUCACUCUGUACCAGGCCGGCAACGGUAUCUAUGAUCUCUUCGACAAGGUGCUGGUUCUUGACGAGGGUGAGCAGGUCUACUACGGUCCUCGUGCUCAGGCCCGGCCCUUCAUGGAGGAGGUUGGCUUCGUCUGUCGUGAGGGUUCCAACGUCGCCGAUUUCCUUACCGGUGUCACCGUCCCUACCGAACGCCGCAUUCGUGACGGAUACGAAAACCGCUUCCCCCGAAACAAGGAUACUCUUCGCCAAGAAUACGAAAAGUCUCCCAUUCACACCGAUAUGAUCUCCGAAUACGACUAUCCCAACUCUGAUGUCGCACGCCAGCGCACCCAGGACUUCAAGGAAGGCGUGGCCUUUGAGACCUCCAAACAACUUCCCAAAAACAGCCCUUUAACUGUGAGCUUUAUUGAACAAGUCAAGGCUUGUAUUAUCCGGCAAUACCAGAUCAUCUGGGGUGACAAGGCGACCUUCAUCAUCAAGCAAGUCGCAACCCUGAUGCAAGCUCUUAUUGCUGGUUCCCUAUUCUACAGUGCCCCAGAUAACUCGGGUGGUCUCUUCGUCAAAUCCGGUGCUCUUUUCUUCUCCCUCUUGUACAACAGUCUGCUUGCCAUGUCCGAAGUGACCGACUCCUUUGAGGGUCGCCCCGUUCUAGUUAAGCACAAGAGCUUCGCCAUGUUCCACCCCGCCGCUUUCUGCAUUGCUCAAAUCACUGCCGACAUUCCUGUGCUGCUGUUCCAGGUCAGCAUGUUCGCGCUGGUUGUGUACUUUAUGGUUGGCUUGACAAUGACUGCUGGAGCUUUCUUCACCUACUGGAUUUUGGUGUUCGCCACUACUAUGUGUAUGACCGCCCUGUUCCGUGCCAUUGGUGCUCUCUUCUCCACAUUCGACGGUGCUUCCAAGGUCUCCGGUUUCCUCAUUUCCGCCCUGAUCAUGUAUACUGGCUACAUGAUUCAGAAGCCCCAGAUGCACCCCUGGUUCGGCUGGAUCUUCUGGAUUGAUCCCUUGGCCUACGGCUUCGAGGCCCUCCUGUCCAACGAGUUCCACAACAAGAUUAUUCCUUGCGUCGGCACCAACCUCAUCCCCCAGGGUCCUGGCUACACCGACAGUGCACACCAGUCUUGUGCUGGCGUUGGUGGUGCCAUCCAAGGUAACACCUUUGUUACUGGUGAACAAUACCUCAGCUCGCUCUCCUACAGCCAUGCCCACCUCUGGCGCAACUUUGGUAUCAACUGGGCAUGGUGGGUGCUGUUUGUGGUUGUUACGAUCAUUGCUACCUCAAGAUGGAAGUCUCCCUCUGAGAGCGGAAGCUGCUUGGUGAUCCCGCGCGAGCGACUGGGCCAGCAUAAUCAGAACGCACCUCUCGACGAGGAGUCGCAGGUUCAGGAGAAGUCCAAGAAGCCGUCUGCGGGUGAUGCUCGUGAUGAGAACAACAUUGAUAGCCAGCUGGUCCGCAACACCUCCGUGUUCACUUGGAAGAACCUGAGCUACACUGUCAAGACUCCCACCGGUGAUCGCUUGCUGCUGGAUAAUAUCUGCGGUUGGGUGAAGCCGGGUAUGCUGGGUGCUCUGAUGGGUUCGUCUGGUGCGGGUAAGACCACCCUACUCGACGUUCUGGCUCAGCGCAAGACCGAGGGUACCAUCAAGGGUUCUAUCAUGGUUGACGGCCGUCCUUUGCCUGUUUCUUUCCAGCGCUCUGCCGGUUACUGUGAGCAGCUUGACGUCCUGGAACCUUUUGCUACUGUCCGCGAGUCUCUUGAGUUCUCCGCGCUUCUGCGUCAAGCCCGGGAUGUGCCGCGCGAGGAGAAGCUGAAGUAUGUCGACACAAUUAUUGAUCUUCUCGAGCUGCAUGACCUCGCCGAUACUUUGAUCGGUCGCAUCGGUGCUGGAUUGAGUGUGGAGCAGCGGAAGCGUGUCACUAUUGGUGUCGAGCUCGUUUCUAAGCCUAGUAUCCUAAUCUUCCUCGACGAGCCUACCUCUGGUCUUGACGGACAGUCUGCCUACAACACGGUCCGUUUCUUGAGGAAGCUGGCCGACGUCGGUCAGGCUGUGCUCGUUACCAUUCACCAGCCCUCUGCUCAACUCUUCGCCGAAUUCGAUACACUUCUUUUGCUCGCUAAGGGCGGCAAGACAGUGUACUUUGGUGAUAUCGGUGAUAACGGAAACACGGUCAAGAACUAUUUCGGCCGUUAUGGCGCCCCUUGCCCGACCAAUACUAACCCGGCCGAGCAUAUGAUUGACGUCGUCUCCGGUCAUCUCAGCCAGGGCCGGGAUUGGAACCAAGUCUGGCUUGAAUCACCCGAGCACCAGAAAACUACCAAAGAGCUUGACCAGAUUAUCGAUACCGCCGCCGCUAGUCCACCCGGAACUCUCGAUGAUGGACAGGAAUUCGCAACCUCGAUCUGGGAACAGACAAAGUUGGUGAGCACCCGGAUGAGCACCGCUCUCUUCCGCAACACGGACUACGUCAACAACAAGUUUGCUCUGCACAUCGGUUCUGCCAUUUUCAAUGGAUUCUCCUUCUGGAUGAUUGGCGACAGCGUCAGCGACUUGCAAAUGCGCCUUUUCACUAUCUUCAACUUCAUCUUCGUCGCUCCCGGUGUCAUCAACCAGUUGCAACCCCUCUUCCUGGAACGUCGUGCAAUCUAUGAGCAGCGUGAGAAGAAGUCCAAGAUGUACUCGUGGUGGGCCUUCGUUACUGCCCUGGUCCUCUCUGAGAUCCCCUACCUCUGCAUCUGCGGUGUCCUCUACUUCGUGUGCUGGUACUGGACGAUCGGCGGCGACACGGCUUCCAGCAAGUCUGGCGCAACCUUCUUCAUGAUGCUCCUGUACGAGUUCGUGUACACGGGUAUCGGCCAAUUCGUCGCCGCGUACGCGCCCAAUGCCACCUUUGCCGCCCUGGUGAACCCCCUCAUCAUCGGAACCCUGGUCUCCUUCUGUGGUGUCCUGGUGCCGUAUGGGCAGAUCCAGGAAUUCUGGCGCUACUGGAUCUACUGGAUGAACCCGUUCAAUUACUUGAUGGGUGGCCUUCUGGUCUUCAACGUUUGGGAUACCGAUAUUAAGUGCAAGGAGAGCGAGUUUGCUAUCUUCGAUCCACCCAAUGGCACCACUUGCAUCAACUACCUGCAAGACUACAUGGAGACUAUCGGUGCGCGGAUGAACCUAGUCAACCCCGAUGCGACCGAGAGUUGCCGCGUGUGUGAAUACACCCACGGCAGCGAUUAUCUGUACAACCUCAACUUGAAGGCGUACUACUACGGAUGGCGGGAUAUUGGCAUUGUUGCUAUCUUUGCGGUUAGCUCCUAUGCUUUGGUGUAUUUGCUGAUGAAGCUGCGGACCAAGGCGUCGAAGAAGGCUGAAUAG